AUGUCUAAGGAUAUUCUGUCACUAAUGGGUAAAAAUGUUUGCAUGAAAAGACACUCCGCACUCAGUUCAAAAACUAAAACUCCAGCUUCGAUAUUGGGUAAGGCAGGGGCAACUUUAGUUGAAGAAUUGAAAGGAUGGGACAUUAGUUUGGAUUGCAUUAGUGAUAUGCCACCAAAGAUUCAAAAUGAUCAGGAAAGUUUUAAAGUAGCUGGAUUUGAUUUGGAUGGCACCUUGAUACUCACUAAAUCAGGCAGCACAUUUCCAAAACACGAAAGGGACUGGAAAUGGUUCGAUACCAAUACCAUUAGAAAACUUCAAGAGCUUGCAUCUCAAGAUUACCUAAUCGUAGUCUUCAGUAACCAAGGAGGAUUUCCUGUGAAAUCUACUAGUAAGAGAUUCUUACAAUUCGUUACUAAAUGGAACGAAAUUCGGAGGCAAUUGGAAGAAUUGGAUAGUAACUUUCAAGAUCGCAUAUUCAUGAUAGCCGCUCCAAAAGUCAACUUGGAAGAACCACCCAAAUAUCGAAAACCUGAAAUUGGGAUGUGGAAUUAUUUCCUGGAGCGUGUCCAAGUUCCUUGUUCGAGCCCAAAAGAUGCAAAAAAUAUUGACCUCUCUAGCUCGUUUUUCGUGGGAGACGCCGCUGGAAGAAAGACAGACUUUAGUGACAGCGAUAAAGCAUUCGCACAGACUAUUGGCAUCCAAUUCCAAACUCCUGAAACGUUUUUCCGGAAAUGA
Messenger RNA from Komagataella phaffii GS115, 735 nucleotides. Its product is annotated as DNA 3'-phosphatase that functions in repair of endogenous damage of double-stranded DNA. The transcript has a single exon. Lineage: Eukaryota; Fungi; Ascomycota; Pichiomycetes; Pichiales; Pichiaceae. The record is from RefSeq and is a predicted model, not a curated record. The coding region runs from base 1 to 735 and encodes 244 amino acids. Gene Ontology annotation, biological process: DNA repair. Gene Ontology annotation, molecular function: polynucleotide 3'-phosphatase activity; double-stranded DNA binding; ATP-dependent polydeoxyribonucleotide 5'-hydroxyl-kinase activity.